Monoraphidium neglectum is the source of this 410-nucleotide messenger RNA. RefSeq lists its product as hypothetical. NCBI's taxonomy places the organism in Eukaryota, Viridiplantae, Chlorophyta, Chlorophyceae, Sphaeropleales, Selenastraceae. The annotation marks the transcript as partial. The transcript has a single exon. The record is from RefSeq and is a predicted model, not a curated record.
GAGCGGCGGCAAGAUGAUGACCUGCAUCAGCUGAUAUCAAAGCUCGCCGCCAUGGGGCACGCGCACCAUGCCGCCGCCACGGCUGCGCCGGGCAGCGGUGACGGUGACGGCGACGGCGGCGCCGACGCGCCCACGUCCGCAGCGGGACGGCGGCGGCGGCCGCGGCGUGAGGAGCCCCCCGGCAGCGGCGCCUCGAGCGAUCUGGGAUUGGACGAUCUCGAGAGCGAUCUCGUCUCCGAGGCGCGGCAGCUGCUGCAGGCGCGCAGGCGCGCGUCCGGCCCGGCCGCCGCGGCGGCGGGCGGCGGCGGCGGCACCGCGGCGUCGGCCGGCGCACUCAGCGGGUCUGCGGAUCUGGAGGGAUUGCUGGCAGAGGCAGAGGCGGGCAUCGCAGCCGCGGUCUCCGCGCUCGA